AUGGCCCACUCAAAGCGCAACACCUCCCUCCCCCAUUUCACCUCGUACGAACGCUCCCUCCUGCGCAACAACUGGGGCACCCAACGCUCUCUAAUCUCCCGCGACUCCUUCCUGCCCUUCGCCUCGUGCCGAUUAUGCUUACAACCCGCGCGCUCGCCCGUCGCGUGCGCGAUUAACGGGGAUUUAUUCUGUCGCGAGUGCGCGAUUAGUGAUUUACUUGCUCAGCGGAAUGAGAUUAAACGCCUCGAAAAAGAGAGGGGGGAAGCGAGGAGGAGGGUUGGUGAGGAGGAGGAGAGGGUGAAAGAAGAGGCGAGGGAGAGGGAGGUUAGGGAGUUUGAGAUGGUUAGUAUGGGGCUUGAGGAUAAAGGGAAUAAUAAAAAACGGAAAGUUGGGGAUGAGAGGGAGGUUGAGGUUGGGGGGAAGAGGAAGAAGAUGUUUGAGCUGGAUGAGAAGGAGUUGGCGAGGGUGACGAGGGAGGAGGAGGAGAGGUUGAAGGAGGAGUUGAAGAGGGAGAAGUCCGAAUCGAACAAAUCCGCUCUACCCUCGUUUUGGGUCCCCUCGCUCACACCCGGAACCGACAUUAACGAAAUCAUCGCCAAUAAAGAUAUCAAGUUAACGCCCAUAUGCCCCGCCUCGUCAGACACGAACCGUCAUGCAUACUCGCUCAAAGCCCUCGUGGAGGUCCAUUUCACAGAAGAAAAAGCAUCAGACGGAUCAGUCGCGCGGGUGUGUCCGAGUUGCAAGAAGGAUUUGAGUAAUGGGUUACGAGCUAUGCUAACAAAACCAUGCGGCCACAUGAUCUGCCAACCUUGCGUCAAGAAAUUCAUGACCCCCCACGACACCAUCGACCCGCACGCCACAAAAGAAGAACAGGAACAUACAGCCGGGUUACAAGGCCGUAUACUAUGCUACGUCUGCGAGGCGGAUGUGACGCCCGGGGGUCCUCCGAGGGAUGAUAAUGUGGAUGCGGAGCAUAACGGCAAGAAAAAGAAGAAGUCAAAGAAGGAUAAGGAGGGGAUAUUGCCUGGUUUGGUGGAGGUUUGUUCGGAGGGGACGGGGUUUGCGGGGAGGGGAGGGAAUGUUGCGACGAAGACGGGGGUUGCUUUUCAGUGCUAG
Aspergillus glaucus CBS 516.65 is the source of this 1116-nucleotide messenger RNA. Its product is annotated as putative RING finger domain protein. The coding region runs from base 1 to 1116 and encodes 371 amino acids. Lineage: Eukaryota; Fungi; Ascomycota; Eurotiomycetes; Eurotiales; Aspergillaceae. The record is from RefSeq and is a predicted model, not a curated record. Gene Ontology annotation, cellular component: nucleus. Gene Ontology annotation, molecular function: ubiquitin protein ligase activity. The transcript has 3 exons.